Messenger RNA from Otolemur garnettii (small-eared galago), 630 nucleotides. It is a transcript of the gene ISCA1, whose product is annotated as iron-sulfur cluster assembly 1. Lineage: Eukaryota; Metazoa; Chordata; Mammalia; Primates; Galagidae. The record is from RefSeq and is a predicted model, not a curated record. Gene Ontology annotation, cellular component: cytoplasm; mitochondrion. The coding region runs from base 101 to 490 and encodes 129 amino acids. The transcript has 4 exons. Gene Ontology annotation, molecular function: 2 iron, 2 sulfur cluster binding. Gene Ontology annotation, biological process: iron-sulfur cluster assembly.
GCGCCGGAGCUUGUGGCGUCAAUGCGCCAGCCGUGUCCAUGGAGAGAGGUUGAGGUUGCCGAGCUCCGGCCCGAGGCACCUGGGCGCCGGAGUGGCGAAGAUGUCGGCUUCCUUAGUCCGGGCCACUGUCCGGGCUGUGAGCAAGCGGAAGCUGCAGCCCACCCGGGCCGCUCUCACACUGACACCUUCUGCAGUGAACAAGAUAAAACAACUUCUUAAAGAUAAGCCUGAACAUGUAGGCGUGAAAGUCGGUGUUCGAACUAGAGGGUGUAAUGGUCUUUCUUACACCCUAGAAUAUACAAAAACAAAAGGAGAUUCUGAUGAAGAAGUUGUUCAAGACGGAGUGAGAGUAUUCAUUGAAAAGAAAGCACAGCUAACACUUCUGGGAACAGAAAUGGACUAUGUGGAAGACAAGUUAUCCAGUGAGUUUGUCUUUAAUAACCCAAACAUCAAAGGAACUUGUGGCUGUGGGGAAAGCUUUAAUAUCUGAAACCUGAGGACUCCUUUGGCUAUUAGCUCCAGCAACACUCAUGGAUGCCUUGGGGCUUACUGAAGAAAUCAUGUGACUGUCACCUGCUCAAUGUGUGGCUGCCUUGUAAGGAAAAUAAAGUGAUGCAUUUUGAAAAUGAA